AUGCCCCCUCCGCCACUCAUAGACCUCUCAGACCUCGACCCACUCGCUCCGUCCUCCUCUUCGCGCUCAACGCCACGAACAGGCUCGCCAAAGACGCAGGGACCGCUCUUUCCCCCACCUCCUCCUUCCUCCUCGUCCUCCGCUACACCGACUUCGUUCGCGCCGACUAUGCAGGAAGUUCGUGCGGAAGACGUACGGACGGGAGAAGACCCGCUUGGGGGACUGUUGAACGGGCUGGAGGUCGGCUCGUCUUCGAGUGCGACUCAGGUGAAUGUAGCGGAUCGCCUUCGACGGGCGCAAGAAGCGCGUGAAGAGCGGGUUCUGCAGGAUUUGCAGAGGGAACCGUUCGAGGCGACGAAACCUCCGCCUCUUGCGUUCGUCGACGAACCCACCUCGCUUCUCCCCUCUUCCUCCUCGACACCUUCUUCAUCCGCCGCGCCAGUCUCGAUCCCCCCUUCCCCGCGCCGCCGACCCUCAAUGAGCCACGCGUCCUUCUCCCCACCCCGCCGCCUCUCAAGCCUAAUGGACCUCUCCUCCUCCACCUCUUUCCACACGCCCACUUCUCCACCCGCCGAAACAUCCGUCUUUGCGGAUCCUUUUCAUUCGCCUGGACAUUCUCGAAGUCGGACGCGGACGAAGAGUGGAGGGAAAAAGGAAGGGGAGGGAGAGGCGGAGGAGUGGGAGAAAGGGAUCGAGCAGGCUAUGGAGGGGAAUAUCAGUGCGGAGUGGGGGGACUUUCAGGAUGCUGACAUUGCUGGGUCCUCUACGAACACGAACGGAGGAGGGGGGCUGGGAGGGAGCGGGAUAUUCGGGUCUCUCAGGUCUUCCUCUUUCCCUUCCGCUGCGAGCGCCUCAGCAACGCUCUCAACAGCCGCAUCAGCAUUCACCUCUUCCCUCGCCACAAACACCCACUCGACCCUCUCCUCCUUCUUCUCCCAACACACCCAAUCACACUCUCAAUCCGCACACGUCUCGUCUCUCGCUUCGCCCGACGUAUUAGAGCGGAAACCUCAGCCUCAGAGAGCGGCGACGACGGGUCAAGGGGGGUUCGAUCCGGCUGCGCAGCCGAUCAAACUUGUGGGUGUUAGGCCGGGGGUGGUGCGGGUUUUAGAGGAGGAUGUUGCGGAAGGUAUCCGCUCAGCCCUCCCACCGCGCCUGCGCCUCUCCCCGCGCUGGACGCUCCUCUACUCGCUCGACCAACACGGCAUCUCGCUCCAAACGCUCUUCACGAACCUCUCUCGCGGCCUCAAAGACCGCGACGGAGGCUUCGUGUUGGUGGUCAAGAGCGAGAGGGGAGAGGUGUUUGGGGGUUAUUGUUCCGAGGCGCUGAAGGACUCGAGUGCGUCGAGGGAGACGAGGGCCCAGCGGUGGAGCGGGGACGGGAGUUGCUUCCUCUGGAAAUCUGUCCCCUUCCCACCGUCCGACUUCCGCCUCGGCUCCUCCGUCCGCGUCUUCAAGCCCACCUUCCGCAACACCUACUUCCAGCACGCCUCUUCCCAGUUCCUCGCUUUCGGCGGGGGAGAAGACGGCGUUUUCGGGUUGUGGAUCGACGGGGUGUUUGAAAGGGGAUGGACGGGGACGUGCGAGACGUAUAGGAAUGAGCCGUUGGUGGAUGUCAAGGCGAGAGGCGGAGGGGACGGGGAGAAGGACGCGGACAGCGCGGGCAAGCAGGAGACGGGCAAGUUUGAGGUCGUCGGAUUCGAGUGCUGGGCAGUCGGAUCGUGA
Messenger RNA from Rhodotorula toruloides NP11, 1725 nucleotides. RefSeq names its product oxidation resistance protein 1. Gene Ontology annotation, cellular component: nucleus. The transcript is spliced from 3 exons. Lineage: Eukaryota; Fungi; Basidiomycota; Microbotryomycetes; Sporidiobolales; Sporidiobolaceae. Bases 1 to 1725 code for a protein of 574 amino acids. The record is from RefSeq and is a predicted model, not a curated record. Gene Ontology annotation, biological process: response to oxidative stress.